GAAUCACUGCAAAAUAAGGUGAAUCAGUGAAUUGAGUGAUCGAUCGGAGAUGAAGCUGCGACACGCGAUGGUGUGCUCUUCGAACCAGAACAGGAGCAUGGAGGCGCACUGGCUGCUCAAGAGAGAGGGCUUCGACGUAGCCUCGUACGGAACUGGGCAGCACGUUAAGCUUCCCGGCCCCUCCCUUAGAGAACCCAACGUCUACGAUUUCGGCACCCCCUACAAGCAAAUGUUCGAAGACCUCCGCCGCAAAGACCCCGAAUUAUAUCGGCGAAAUGGAAUAUUACCAAUGCUCAAGAGGAACUUAUCAGUAAAAACUGCCCCUCAGCGUUGGCAAGAAAAUGCUGCAGAUGGCACAUUUGAUGUCGUACUCACAUUCGAAGAAAAAGUUUUCGAUAUGGUUCUUGAAGAUCUACAUAACCGGAAGCAUGUGCUUUUGAAGCCUGUUUUAGUCAUCAACUUGGAAGUAAAAGAUAAUCACGAGGAGGCAGCAAUUGGUGGCCGGCUUGCGCUACAAUUAUGUCAAGAGAUCGAGGCUGCUGGAAAUUGGGAGGAAUGUGUUGAUGAUCUCAUUAUGAACUUUGAGAGACAAAACCACAGGAAGCUCGUCUACAGCAUCUCAUACUACUGAUCACGUUUUGGCUGAUAGUUACGAGUCAUGAGCAGGGAAGAUUGGCUAGGAACAUAGCAACCAAGUGGAGCUUUAAUAUCUGCUCGAGAUCAAGAUUUCUCACUUGGGUUUAAACCUUCUCUGUUAAAAUUGUACUUCUGCUCGGCUUAUCACAAGCUACCUACUGUAUGUGUACAAAGAUGCUGCUUUUUGUAGGGGCCAGCAACAUUGAAAUGAAACUGAUUGAAAUACUGAUCCAAUUAAAUUUAACUGCA
Molecule: messenger RNA, 885 nt
Organism: Salvia hispanica
Lineage: Eukaryota; Viridiplantae; Streptophyta; Magnoliopsida; Lamiales; Lamiaceae
Product: Ssu72-like family protein
Biological process (GO): mRNA processing
Cellular component (GO): nucleus
Molecular function (GO): phosphoprotein phosphatase activity
Source: RefSeq, a predicted model, not a curated record